AUGGCCCAGCAAAGUAUGAAAGUGAGACCUGUGCUCUUAAAGCGGAACAGCCUCGAGUCGGUGGAGCUUGUGAAACAACCCCACCACCGCAGGAGCAAAUCCCAGCAAGUGCGAUUCAAGGAAGAUGGGACCGUGAAGCAUCAAACUAGCCUAGCCGAGGUUGACUUCCAAACUCCUGAAGACCCGACUGAGAUGGGGAAGACGCCAGCAUCCAGGCACCAUCACCCCCCCACCUACUCUCUGUCCUUUCCCCGGGCCCAGAAGGCAGGGGGCUUUCGGAACAUCGCAAUCCAAACCUCCCCCAGUCUCAGGAAGCAUUUCCCAGUUUUCAGAAGGAAGAAACUCACAUCCAGCAAGUCUCUAGUGGAAAUGCCAACUGUCGCCCAAAGUGCCAUCCAGGUCAACGGCAACUUCUCUGAACAGGACAUAGUAUCUCCUGACCUUGCCUACUUACGGCUGGCCCAGCAUCUUGAGGAUGGCCCUCAACGGCUCAAAGUAUCCCACCCAUUCCUCCCUAGGUUGCCCAAGUUGCAAAGCAAUGGGCCUGUUAGCAUAUGCUUGGAAGCUGCGACUUGGAGGGGCUCAGAGAAAGCCACAGCUGCCAUCCAGGUCCCAGAAGAUAUCUAUCACAGUCCUUCCUGGGAAGCUAAGGAGUCCACGCUCAGCCCAGACAGGUUGGCUGAAAUAAGGAACUCAGUGCCCCCUCUGGCUGACGUGUGUCCAGGUGAUAAAAAGAUACUGAGGUCAGAUUUAGAAAGAUUCUCCUCCUGCUUAAAUGCCACCAGUGGUGCCAACAACAUGCCAGGCAUGGGGAAACUCAAACCCAAAUCGCUUUUGCCCAAAGACAACUCUAAUGACAAAGGUCUUGGCCCACUGUCAUCUCAGUUAAAGGAAACAUGCAUUCCCUCACCUCCACGGACUCGCAGUUCCCCUGCGCCAGGGUCCCACAUCCCAACAGCUCAUUCAAUAAGAGCCUCAGACUAUUCUACAUCAAAUGACAGUCACCAGAAUCCGGUGUCACUCAAAAGUAGUAGUGCAUCAACAUCUGCCCCUUUGGGUCAGGAGAUGGCAAGGAACCCCAUUCAGUUGGAUACCCCAGAACUCCAGAACUGUCCUGGAAGCGAGCACCUCUCACCCUCUCUUCCAAAGAGUGAGACCAAAAUUCAGAGCAACAGGGAGAUUAGUGACUUUAAUCAGAUUCACUUGGCACGGGGAGAACUCUGUGACCUCCAAGGCCGGCUGCAAUCUGUGGAAGAAUCUCUGCACUCAAACCAAGAGAAAAUUAAAGUCCUUUUGAAUGUAAUUCAAGACCUGGAGAAAGCUCGAGCUCUCACUGAAGGGCGCAACUUUUAUCGAACUGGCCAAGAUCUCAACAACUGCAGUACCUGCCAGAACACAGCGUGCAUCAUAUACAGUGUAGAGUAUGACUUUCGACAGCAGGAAGGCAGGUUCCAUGAAGUCCUGCAGAGCCUGGAGGAAGUGGAACCAGUUGAGGAGGCACCUUCCCCACCAAAGUCCCCAGCAGAACCCCCGGUCCCUGAGAAGCAAGACUUGCGGCGGAAAACCAAGAAAGUGAAGAAAAAGUGCUUUUGGUGGAUCUGAGCUCUUUAGGGCCACCCCUCAGCCUCCACGUUCUGCUCUCUGUGGUGGGGACCCACUGCUCCCAAGGCCUACGCUGCUCCUUUGCAAAGGCCAUGGCUGGGAGCCCUGGACCUGAAGAAUAAGAGAAUCUGGGCUAGUGCAGUACAGCUGGACACCUGAGUGCCAGCCUCACCUGAGUGUGUGCCCCCGCUUGCCAAGGACUUCAUGGACAUUGCGUGACCACUUGCUGAAUUUCCGGUCACACGUGGCCAGGCUGGUCUAUUAACUCCAAGUUCCCCAUAAGCAAAUUUCCACUUCACUCUCCAGUACCUCUUCAAAGCUAAGCAUUUCCUACUCAUCCAAGGUCCAUCUGCCCAAAGGAAAAAAGAAGUAAUUCCAUGUUGUGCAGAGCAGACAGACAGAGGGGUGAUGAGCAGAUACCUCUCCCCAAUUAGAUAAAUAACCCUGCAGUUCCCUAAGAUGUUGGCACACAUAAGCAUAGCAGAAGUGGGCAGGGCAUAAACAGCAAAAGCACUCUGGUGUUUUGGGGUCAUUUUCAUUUCUCAUGAGCUCUCGAUUCCAAAUCAAGGCCUGUCUUCUCAUGCCACUGUAAGGUCAUCUGAGGAUAUACAGACUUGGUAUGACCAUCUUGCGUGGCUAGAAUUCAGAGAGGGUUUCACAGUAGUAACCCUUCCAGGGCCACCUAACAGCAUCUGUCUCUUCCUGGGGCCCAAGCGUGUCUAGAAGAGGAGUGGGCAAAUCUGGUUGGCGUUUAAAUUUUAUUUCAUAGUUAAUAUAUCUGCAACACUGAAGAUCAUGAGAUUCUACAGCCUGUCAGUGUAUCUUUUCAAUGACUUACAUAAGGCUGAGAAAAACCGCAACACUCCUUUACUAUCCACUCACCCCUGUGCCACUGCUAUAGGUAGGUCCAGACAUACACGAAUCUAUCCAGGGUCCCUCCCCUGUGACAACAGACAUCCUACUGAA
Molecule: messenger RNA, 2568 nt
Organism: Octodon degus (degu)
Lineage: Eukaryota; Metazoa; Chordata; Mammalia; Rodentia; Octodontidae
Gene: Insyn2b
Product: family with sequence similarity 196 member B
Exons: 3
Coding region: 1-1602 (533 amino acids)
Biological process (GO): inhibitory postsynaptic potential
Cellular component (GO): postsynaptic density
Source: RefSeq, a predicted model, not a curated record